Messenger RNA from Crotalus tigris (Tiger rattlesnake), 2838 nucleotides. It is a transcript of the gene NMS, whose product is annotated as neuromedin S. The coding region runs from base 599 to 1132 and encodes 177 amino acids. The transcript has 9 exons. The record is from RefSeq and is a predicted model, not a curated record. Lineage: Eukaryota; Metazoa; Chordata; Lepidosauria; Squamata; Viperidae.
CCCUUUUAUUUAUUCCUUUGAAGACCUUGCACUGGGAUUAAAUCAUGUCUAGGUAUGAGUGUGUGUCUCUGUGAUUAGAUUAUCCAACCAAUCCUGGGUUAGAUUCAAACUUAUUUAUAUUCAGUAAAGAGUCACUGAAAUAAUUGGAACUUUAUUAUUACUAAUAUAGAAACUGAUUUCAGUGUCUGUUGGAAGUAUGAUUAAGUCUGUAUUCAAUUCUCCUGCUGGGACUCCUUAUUUGAACCACACUAUUUCACCAGAAAAUUAUAGAAGCACUUCCCCUUCCUACCUAGCUACAUCCUAGUCCCCCUCUCCUCUCUGUCUUUUUAAGGACCUUUCAUUCUGUGUAUAGAGAUCUAACUAAUUGGUAGACUUGCUGAGAGUUGAUGGGAGGAAACCUUACUUCUUAAAUAAAGACACAGCAUGAAGCUUAAUGAGAAAACGAGGAUACUGUGAGGCUCUGAUUGGUUCUUUUUUCAGUGUUGCAAAUAAAGAUGUCUCUCGAGUUUAGACUAGGCAUAGAAAAGUUAGUAGCAACCUGGCUGCUUCGUGAACUUGAAUUGGCAAUACAGAAAAGUUUGGGUUUUUGAUUUGGUGGAUGAAAAUGAAACAGUCAUUUUCUCUUUUCCCUUUGCUCUUUGUGAUCUGCUUUUGCACAGGACAAUUCACUUCAGGAUUUCCUCAGACUUUUGCCCGCUAUCAGGAUGACUCAAAUGUUCCUAAAAAUGAGAGACUGGCACUAUGUUUCAGUCAGUGGACAGAACUCUUUGAACAACCUCAGAUUUCCAGUGCACUUUUGGAUUUUUGUAACUCCAUGUUUGACAGCCUGCAGAUAGAUGAGGAAAAUAAUCAGGAAUUGUAUAAAAGAUUUUUAUUUCACUACUCCAGAGCUCAAGACCCAACAUAUCCACUUAAAACGGGGUCAUUCCCUCUGCAUCCUUUAAUGAGCCUUGCUCCAAAGCUCUCGGACAGAAGAAAGAAAAGAUUCCUUAAUCCAGAAUUGCAGAUUGCUGCAGCAGAAUUCAUGAAAAAGGAUGGUUUGGAUGAUUUAGGACGAUCCUUAUUUCUUUUCAGGGUAUUAAUUUUUCUGUUUCCUUUUAUGAAGAAACUUGACUUUGAGUUACAUAUUUGACUUAGAGACCAUAUUUAUAGGUUAUAACAAGUCUAUAAUAAAUCCUACAUAAAUGAAUUUCUGUUCCCCAAAAUUAAAUAGCUAGAAUAUUGUACUAAUUAAAAGCUUAAUGAGGAAUAAAAUAGCCUAGGCAAAAAAACCAAUUAAAAUAUUUCUAAUAGCAAAAUAUAAUUAUGUUUAGGAAGAAGCCAAAAUAAGUAUUACCUUGUAUUAGUUCAAUCCUAAUAUUGCAUUCUCAUUAUUUCAGUGGAAUAAAUGAUAAGGGAGUAUACAAUAGGAUGGUGAAGGAGGGAUUAAUUGAAGCAUAGGCCUAUCUUUCUUAUUACCUAGUGCCUAAUUUUAUUGCAAACUUAGUACAAAGAUUUUUUUUCCCACUGGUAUCUCAUAAGGAAUACUAUCAAGCACCAUCUUAUUAUUCAUUUUCAGCCUAGAAAUGGCAGAACUGUUGAUACUGAUGAACAAUAGGCCACUAGAAGGUGAUUUUUAUUUAUUUAUAAGUAUAAUAUUUCUUUAUUCAUAUAGUAACAUGCUUUGUUUCCUUGGAAAUGUUCUCAUAAGAUGCAGCUUGGAACAAUGUGUUUAUUUAGUCCUUGUAGCAUUUUCAUUGGCCAUUGUAAUCGUCCUGCAUGAAUCAUUUUUAAUAGCAUCAUUUGUAUGAUCUAUAUGAUCAUAUAUAUUAAGGCCAUUCCUACCUAUAAUGUAUUAUUCAUGUUGCUUAUGUCUGUCUUAUUCAUCAGGAGGAGCUGUUGGCACUGCUAUGCUAUGCUUCUCUUUGCUUUAGCAAUAUGCUGGCUUUGUUACACUUCACACCUUUUAUUUAUUUAUUUAAUUUUCUUCUCUCAACAUAAAACUCUAUACCAUAAUCAUUUAUGUGAGUUGAUGUUUUGCUAUGCAUACUUACUACUGAGUAGCUUUAGUCUGUAGAAAGCAGGAUUUCUAAAACCUUCUGUGCCAUAUCGAAACUAAGAAUGCUGCAUGGAAUUGUUAUCAAGUCAUCAGGAGUUGAGCUUCAUUUGAAGAAAGCCUAUUUACUUUAUUGAUGUUAAUUAUUUUUCCUCCUAAAACUAAUUAUUGAAAAUAUGGACCAUUUCCAAAAGCAGUAUAGGCUGAAUCUGGCCCAAGGUGGAUAUAAUUUAGGGGUUCUUAAUCUGACCUUUAAGGAUAUUAAUCCUUAUUUUUUGUAGUCAUGUGUCUGCUAGAACUGUCAUAAAAUUAAGGGACUGAACCACUGGUAUCAAUUCCAAAUAAAAUUAAGAAAUAAUAUGGUUUGAUUUCAGCUCUGCUUUAUGACUUCUAAGCUGAACUCUCCUUCAUAUGCAUAUCACAAUCUUGGUAAACAAACUGAUAUCUCAUCAGAGAUUUCUAGUGUAAAUAGUGGUACUUUUUGAUAUGGAAGUGUGUUUGGAUUAUUUUAAGUAUUUAUAUUCCUCUAAAGCAGACAUGUCAAACUCGCGACGUCAUGUGAUGUCGCGCAACGUAUCAGGAUGGUUUUGCCUUUGCGGCUUUGUGGCUUCCAGAUGACGCAUCCAGCCUGCGGGCCGGCAGUUUGACACCCCUGCUCUAAAGACUGAACAUAUUUUAAAAUGUAAUUCCUUUCAGAUUUCUACAGAAGAUAUAUCCAUGUUUGGCUGAUUUGCUCCAUCAGUUUAUACUAUGAAAAAAGAUGUAUGUCUAUGAAUUUUAAGAAAGAUUGUUCUGUAUCAUGU